Protopolystoma xenopodis is the source of this 306-nucleotide messenger RNA. The record is from the annotation of a GenBank genome assembly. NCBI's taxonomy places the organism in Eukaryota, Metazoa, Platyhelminthes, Monogenea, Polystomatidea, Polystomatidae.
AUGAUCGUUAGCAUAGGUCCUCUCAUUCCUAAUGGGGCUGCUGCUACUUCCGGCCUCGUGCAGGAGGGUGAUGAACUUGUCUUGAUUGAUAGUGCCUAUGUCUCUGGAGCCCAACAUCGAUUGGUGAAGCAAAUUCUGGAGCUUGUUGGAGCUCAGCAACAAGAAGUGACUUUGGGCUUGAGACGCUUUAACAGGCCUCUUCCUCAGGUAGUUUGUUUUACUUUAUUUGGUGAAUGUGUAGUAAAUGGUGCGUAUAGGUUAUUCAAUUAUGACUAUUUAUUUUAUUUCAUUUAUACCUCAAACUGA